Candida dubliniensis CD36 is the source of this 3558-nucleotide messenger RNA. Its product is annotated as reverse transcriptase family protein. The transcript has a single exon. Lineage: Eukaryota; Fungi; Ascomycota; Pichiomycetes; Serinales; Debaryomycetaceae. Bases 1 to 3558 code for a protein of 1185 amino acids. The record is from RefSeq and is a predicted model, not a curated record.
AUGACUGCUACAAAUUAUUUAAAUCAUUUUAAGAUCGCGUCCCGAAAUAUUGGGAGUCGAUUAAGUUCCAAGACUGUUGCACCAAUCAGAGACAUUAUCUUAGAAUUAACUACUUCAAACCCAGAAGUCGACAUCUGGAUGAUUCAAGAAAUUAGACUUUAUAACCAACUUCAACUACAACAACUUAAAAAUACAUUAAAGAGUAAGAAUAUUAUGGUGAUUAUGCACCAUUAUUCCGAUCUUACGGCGUUUAUUGUGUUUUCACCUUAUCAAGAAUUGAAAUUUGAUUUAUUGGAAUUAACUAAUGAGGAAAUUAUUAAUGUUGCUCAUCGAGUAUCCAGUUUAAGUAUACGGCUUUUUAGCGGUGAACUGGUAUUACUUUUAAACUUUUAUCUUCCAUCGGGAAAUUACAAUGCUCAGAAAACUAUUAUGGAGUCAGUAUCUGCUCAAUUACUGAAUUUACAAAAGAAAAAUGAACGAUACCUUAUUUUAGGUGGGGACUAUAAUCAUGUUUUAGAUCCUCAGAAGGACGUGUUGGUACCUAAGGAUCGUGUCCUUGCUCCAAUUUAUCGUCCAGAAAAGGAUAUAAUUGAAUUUAUGACCCAAUUUAUAGAGAAAUUUCAGCUUCAAGAUGGAUUUCGUUUAAAAAAUCCCACGAGAGUGGAACCCACUAAUCAACAAGGUCCUGAUAUGAUACAACGAAGGCUUGACCGAUUCUAUUUUUCACUCAAUUUGAAUUCCAAAUUUCACGGUUACUCUCUAUUGCAAGAAAAUCGAUGUAUUUCAACCCAUGUUACCAUUAGUAUGCUUUUCCGGAUUAAUAAAAAGUCGCCUUUAACAGUGGGCCCUUCCAGGUUCUGUCUUCUGCGAACCUUACUUGGUGACAGCGAUUUCAUGCAAUAUUUAAAUCGACCAAUUUCUAGCUCUAAUCGAUCUGGAUUUCAGUUAUGGGAUUUUCAGAUGAAUUAUAUACGCCAGCAAGUGGGAAUUUUUAAACGUGCAUUACGCACAAUUAGAAAUCACAGCCAAAAUGAAAUAGCACCGUCGGUGUCAGUUGGUGCGGAAGAUCAUGAUUGGACUUUGGAAAAGAAAUUAAAAUUCCGUUUACGAGGUCCUGAUUUGCAAGAGUACAUUAUUAAUAUGGUUAGUGCACUGGGUCAACAAUUAACUACAACAGAGGAUAUGCUACAGGAAGCCACAUGUUUUUAUAAACAAUUGUUUUCUCUGAUGCCGUCCCAUAGGAUUCAAUAUGAUUUUAUUUCCCUGUUCGAACCCACUUUGAAUUUGCUUGAACAAAAUAAACUUGAAGCUCCUUUUACUGAGAAUGAACUUUAUCAACAACUUCAACAAAUUAAAAAAUAUACUGCUACUGGGUUAGAUGGUAUCUCAUAUUACGGGUUAGUCCUGCUUUGGGAAACAUUGGGACCCUCCUUAACUAUGGCUGCGAACUACAUAUUGGAAACAGGAACAUUGCCAUUGUCGAUGCAGAAAGUGAUAAUUCGUUUGAUUAAAAAAUCACCUAAAAGUGCAGGCACCAUUGGAGAUUUCCGGCCGAUAAGUGUGACUACUUGUGCACUUCGUCUUCUCUCCUCGUGUUUUGAAACCCGUUUAAAAUCACUGGCCACCACAUUAAUUGAUGCUGCUCAAACAGGUUUUAUUCAAGGCCGAUCCAUAGACAACACUAUAAAUAUGGUUGGGAUGGUUAUGACGGAGUUAACUAAACCUUCUACAGAUAUAGAUGAUUAUGCUUGUUUUGUGGCAUUAGAUUUUCAUAAAGCUUUUGACUCAGUUAGUCAUGACUACUUGAAUGAGUUGUUGGCUCAUAUCAAUUGUGGUCAUAGAGCUCGGAAUUUUCUUAUGGCAAUUACUACUCAACAAACUGCGCAGGUUACAAUUAAUAAUUGUUUGGGGGAAGAAUUCGUGUUAAAUAGUGGUACACGUCAGGGUAACCCUGUCUCUCCAUUCUUGUUUAUUCUCAGCCUAGAAACAUUAUUAUCCAAAAUUAAUCAAAACCUUGAAGGUGCCUCUUUUUUGGGGCACCGGUUUAGACUUGCUUAUGCCGCUUAUGCGGAUGAUGUGAUAAUAUUUUGUAAAAAUCAGCAGGAUCAACAGAGGUUAUUACAGCUUUUGGAAACUUUUGGUCAGGACUCCGGUCUUGUGAUUAAUAAACAUAAAUCCAAAAUAUUUUAUUAUCGGACACCACCUUUGGAAAAGAUUCUUCCUUUUCCUGCACAAUGUCUAGAUCUAGAAUCCUUUUCAUACUUGGGCAUACCCAUGAAAGAAGCUGAUGAAAAUUAUGAUCCUUGGAAGAAAAAGUUAAGGGAUCUUCUUGCUCAAAUUUAUUUAGCUCCUACCCUGGAUUUAUCUAUCAUGGUGACUAUUAAACUUAUGAAUGUCUUCAUUUUUUCUCAAUUGUAUUAUAUGGAUCUUCACUCCCCUAUUUCUGCAGCUGCAAUCAAAGAGAUUUACAAGAAAAUUCAGGGUUGUCUUCCUUUCAGAAUUGCGAUAGACCGGUUGUUAACGCCUAAACACCUUGGGGGUUUUGGUUUGAUUAACAUUGCAAGUCAAGUCAAAGGUAAGAGGGGCAAACAAAUAUAUCAUUUGUUUACUCACAGCCAUGAUCCUCUUGUUCGUGCCUUCAAAUUUAAGUUACAGUUGACUAUAAAUGAGGUUCUUCAACCCUUCAUAAAACAAGAUUCACUGCUUGAGGGUACUUCAAUUUUUCCCUGGUUUAGAUUUCUUUGCGAUAUAAAGCCGCUCUGUCCUCUUGGUAAGAAGCAAUUUCAACAAAGGGUUUUCUCCAAACUUUCAAAGUCAGCAUUGAGCUGGUUAAAGGCUUGGUUUGAUAUCACUUCAUAUCAUGGCCCAUAUAUCUAUGAAACGAUCCUGCAUAUGUCGGGUCAAGAAUAUGAGAGUCUUUUUGAGGAAGACUUUACUUAUAUUCUUCAACAUGUGGAGGGAGUUGAUGGAAAAGCACUAACUGAAGGUUCCUUUCAUCACUUGUCACAGAAAUUGUCCCUGAAAUUACCAAUUAUUCCAAAAGGCUGGUCAUCAAAUACCGAACUACAGUUUAUAACUUCACUCCAAUGGAAACGCUUUUGGCUGAGACUUUCAGACCUUCAGACUGAAAAUCUUGGUUCUUUGCAAACGUACCAUCUUUUCGUUUUGGGAUAUUAUUCCCAUUACCCGUUUUAUAAACCGGUUAGUUCCACUUCCCUGAAUAGACUGUCAGCGACUUUCUUUUUGGGAAAUAUUGCCCGAGAAGCCUUAUCACAAGUAGAGAAUAAUCAAGAGGCCCUGCAAAAUUCUGAAGAUGUAGUGACUAAUCAAAGCACUCAUAUUCCUUCAUGUCGAUUUUGUCAGAUGGAUGCAAGCGAUCACAUUGGGCAUCAUGCUUUUGAAUGUCAGGAUACUUUGAGUUUAUGGCCCUUUGGACAGUUUCCACAGAGACUGUACUCAUUUGUUAUAGGUAAUUCCCAAAAUACAGAUGAACAAUACUUCCUUAUUAAUAAGUACCUUGGUGUUUUACUUAAUCAAGUAAAACGACGGCAGCGGUAA